AUGCCGAGAGAGAAGAGAAACAGAGCCAGGAAGGCAGUGACGUCAGAGGAGGACAGACCUCUGUACCUGCAGCAGAGGGCUCAGGCUGAGGCCGAGCUGGCCCGCAAGAAAGAAGAGAUACUCACACACUUCCUCAGGGACAAGCUCCAGGACGAUGAGAAAAAUAGUGCUCUGAAUCUGCUGAAGCUGAAUGAUGGCUGGAGGUCCAUCCUGCGUCAGAAGAAAUCCACAGAAAUCCACAAGGAUCUGGAUGUUCUACAGCAGAACUUUGAGAGGCAAGUGGACCUACUGGACAGCAUUAUCAAGAACCUGGAGGUGAAUGUGUCUGAGGCUGAGAGCCAGUCGGCCCAGCUGCACCGCUCCCACCUGCAGAAGAUCCAGACACUGCUGGAGCUGCAGAGGAAACGAAUGGACUACCUGGAGCAGGGAUGGGAGAGUGCCAUGGAGACAAUCCAGGACCAGUACACAACACAGAGGAAGCGAAUUACAGCUGAAAUUCAGCAACAACAUCAGGACAUUGAUGACAAUUCUUUACUGAUUCAACACAACUAUGAUGAGAUGAUGAAUGAGAUCGCUGCCGUGUACAGACAGGCCAUGGACUUCUAUGAGAACCUGUUCUUGGACAAGGUAAGCAAAUUAGAGAAGAUCCCCGAGGAGAGGAGGAGGGAGCACCAGCAACUGAUGCAGCAGCACAGUGCCAGGUGCCAAGAGCUGGAGACUCUCAUCAAAGAAAACCAAGAGUCCACCGAGUCCAUUGAGCGGAGCAGUAGAGAAAUACAGCGUUUACAGAAAAAGUUACUUGAUUUGCAAACUUCGCUCCGCACCGGUGAUAACGGACUGUCCGAGGUUGAGCACCAGCUGAGUGUGACCACUGAGGGCAUCCAAACUCUCAGGGCACAGAUGGAGCAGGAACGCAGCAAAAGCAGAAAACGCCUCACUGUGCUCUCUGUGAGCAAUGACAAAGCAGCAAAGAAACUACUCAAUGUUGUCAACACGGGUGAGAGAGUAUUACGUCUAGCUAAACUGUGUAAGAAGCUGGAGGACAAACUGCUGAUCACAGAAGAGAUGAACACUCCACCUGAAAAUGAACUGGCAGAAGAGGGUGAAGAUCAAGAGUCCUGGGAGUACCCACAGCUAAAUUUAUUCAACGCCCGUCAGAAUUCAGCUCUCCUGCAGCGGGAGGUUCUGAGGAGGCGCAGGGAUGCCAUGCGGCGUGAAAACACCCAACUUCAACUCAAAAUUCAGCAGCUACAGGGGAAUCGGGAAACCCUGACGAUCAGUGGGCAAACCAUACCACGAGCUGACAACAAAAAAGUACACCUGAAUGCAUCAGGACAGGAUAAAACAAGCCCAAAUCCACCUCCGGGAUGUGCCCUGUCUCUCACUGGAACUCAAGUGCCUAUUGCAGCUGGACAAAAAAGGAUGCAGCACUAA
Messenger RNA from Boleophthalmus pectinirostris (great blue-spotted mudskipper), 1434 nucleotides. Its product is annotated as dynein regulatory complex subunit 2. The transcript is spliced from 8 exons. Gene Ontology annotation, biological process: axonemal dynein complex assembly; regulation of cilium movement; cilium-dependent cell motility. The record is from RefSeq and is a predicted model, not a curated record. NCBI's taxonomy places the organism in Eukaryota, Metazoa, Chordata, Actinopteri, Gobiiformes, Gobiidae. Bases 1 to 1434 code for a protein of 477 amino acids. Gene Ontology annotation, cellular component: axoneme; axonemal dynein complex.